AUGGGCGAAGGCCCAAUUAGUACCGAAGAUGGAUGGGAAUAUCGUCUAUUUACGGUAUCAUUAAUUUUGGCUAAUAAGAUCCUGGAUGACCACAGCUAUACUAACAAAACUUGGUCUCAAGUCACAACGAUUCCUUUGUUGGAGUUAAAUCAAGCGGAACAAGAGUUCCUAAAAAAUUGUGGCUAUGAACUUUACCCGCAAAAGGCUCGAGUGCCACCAGGAAUGAAUCUACCCGGUAUUGCAUAUCUCUUGGAACGUUCACAAUCACAAGAUCGUAAUUAUGACUUGUUCGGCAAUGAUAAUCAAACUAGAGUACAACAAUCACAAGAUCGUAAUUAUGACUUGUUCGGCAAUGAUAAUCAAACUAAAGUACAACAAUCACAAGAUCGUAAUUAUGACUUGUUCGGCAAUGAUAACCAAACUAGAGUACAAAGGGAUCGUUAUCGUCCAGGUCCAGGUGUAAUUCAACGUCCUGUUAGAGCAAUUGCUCAAGAUCAAUCAACCCAUAGAAAUGAAGGUUCUUCUGCUCAUUCUUCAACUUCUGGGCAUAAAGUUGCAGCAAUCAGUUUUAUCCUCAACAAUCAAGAUGAUGACGGUAUUGGCAAUAUCGAUAACAGUACCACACGAUAUUCUUCUGGUCAAAACUCACAAGAUCAAUCCAUUGGCAGUAGCUAUGAUCUUUUUGGUAAUGGCGAUAGAUUAAUCUCGAUCAACAAUCUCCUCAACAAUCGCACUGAUGACAAAAUUAGAAACAACAAUUAUUCCGAUCAAAGUUUUGCAGAGCCUGUUUUUCAAGAUCAACUUUCCAGUAAUAAUGGUAGUGGUUAUAGUUUAACUUCUAUCGACUACAUACUCAAUGACAGCAGUUCCGUUCAACAACCUGUUUCUCAAGAUCAACUUGACAGCAAUUAUGAUCUUUUUGGAAAUGGCCAUGGAUUUUCCUCGAUUUACAAUCAUACCAACAAUCAAUCUGAUGAAUAUAUCGAUAACAGUGUCACUCAACAUUCUGCUGAAUCCAAUUCUCAAAAUCAAUCAUUGAGUAGUAGUUAUGAUUCUUAUAGUGAUGGCGAUAGAUUCAAAUAUAAAAAUUAUCUUGACAACAAUGGUAUUCGAAAUCUUACUGAAUUGGUUUCUCAGGAUCAAAUUAUGAAUAGUGACUAUGACUCUUGCAGUGGUGGUGAUCAUAGAUUCACUUCAAUCAAUCACCUUUUCAACAAUAUAACUGAUAAACGACACAGCUUUAUUCGACCUCCACCAGGCUUUAGAAAUAUAGAUACUAAUACUGUUGCUCAAACAAGCCCUGUUGCUCAAAUUCGACCACCACCAGGUUUUGAAAAGAUAGAUCUUACCACUCUUACUACUCGAUCAAAUACUGCCUCUCAAGUUCGACCACCACCAGGUUUUGAAAACGUAGAUCAUACUGCUGUUGAUCGAUCAAGUACUACUGUUAGUCGAUCAAACGUUGCUCGACCAACUGCAGCUGAUCAGAUCACCGCUACUUUUGGCAGAACUCCAAGAAUGAUGUACCAACAUUUGGUUGCAUCUAGAAUCAGCAGUAAUCCACCAACACCAAUUGAUGAGCCACGUGGAAUCACAAAAUACGUGCCUGUAACAAUCGCUGGUGCUUUUGCUGCUUUUCGUAAUUAA
Entrophospora sp. SA101 is the source of this 1647-nucleotide messenger RNA. The record is from the annotation of a GenBank genome assembly. Lineage: Eukaryota; Fungi; Glomeromycota; Glomeromycetes; Entrophosporales; Entrophosporaceae.